Rotaria sordida is the source of this 408-nucleotide messenger RNA. NCBI's taxonomy places the organism in Eukaryota, Metazoa, Rotifera, Eurotatoria, Philodinida, Philodinidae. The record is from the annotation of a GenBank genome assembly.
AUGCUCUUUCGAGCAAUUAAGUAUUGUUCUACAUUUCAAACAUAUUUGGAUGAACGCGAGAAAUUAAGAAUAGCCUUAUUACUUAAUAGAUAUCCGAAUAAAAUUAUUGAACAACAGUUUAAUAAUGUUCUAUUAAGAUUCAAUAUUGAUCAGCCAUUGACUGCUAUUAAUUAUGAUAAAUAUCGUCAGAAUGUGUUAGAUUCACCCUAUACAGAACCUAUAAAAAUUGAUUAUGAUAAAGUUAUGUUUAUUCACUUUACUUAUUGUUCAAGUAUGAAAGGAUUUCCUUUGAAAUUUCAUACAAUAUGGAAUAAAUAUUUUGGUGAAUCUCCGAUUAAUGAAAUUCGACCUAUACUUGGUACCCGUAAUGUUAAAAAUUUACAGAGACGAUUAACAAAUAUUAUUUAA